Molecule: messenger RNA, 3200 nt
Organism: Lactuca sativa (garden lettuce)
Lineage: Eukaryota; Viridiplantae; Streptophyta; Magnoliopsida; Asterales; Asteraceae
Source: RefSeq, a predicted model, not a curated record
AAUUAGGAAUCAGACUGAAAAUAGUUUGUGAUGACCGAUUCAUACAAAUUUUUAGGAUUUAUUGUUACAUUCAAUGUUUGAAUCCUCAUUUUCUCUUGAUCUCUGUGGAUAUCUCUCGAAUCUUGCAUGCCUUCCAUAUAGAUCUUGCUUCUGAACUUUACAUCCUUUAGUUUACAAUGAUGUGCUCCUCCAAUUCCACAAAAUAUUUUUGCCGAUAUUCUCUUUAUGAAAGGCCUUAGUCGAUUUUCGUUUCUUGGUAAAUGAUUGUAAUAACAAUUAAUUCAACGCCCCUCUCUCUAUUCACGAACACAAAGGUCUUUCUCUACCUCCACGACCAUAAAGGUAUGUCAUGGAUCAUUACAAAAAUAAGUCUCCAAUGUUGAGCCAUGUUUCUGAUUGUUUCUCAACUUUAACAUUUUUGAUGUUUCUAAUUGGGUUUUAAUUCAGGAGGUUUUUUUAGUUGUUUGUAUGCAGGUAUUCUAUGUUUCCAUUGGUUUUUCAACUUUUGUUUCACUAUCUAUCAUGAUCAUGCUUUGAUUAUAAACAUUAGCAUAACUGAAGCUCGUAUCAAUUGCAAUUGGUAUAUUUUUUAAGUUUCGUUUCGACUUUGGGUUCUUGCACUUUUUGAUUUUCUGUAUUGGUUUUGGAUUUCAUUUGGUUUUUUGUCAUUUUAGGCUCUUUCUGGUUUGCAAAGAAUGAGUGUUUUUGUCAAGAGAGAUGAUGAGCUCGAUCAAAAAUCAAGUUUAUGAUUUUUCCAUGAUAAAAUAUUAAUUGAAAAGUGCUUCUGUGUCUACAGAAUGUGUUGGUAACCCAUAACUCAAACCUUCAUGUUUUCUUAUAUUUUACUGUAAUCCCUUUUAAAUCUUCAUCUUUUCAAAUUUUGGUUGGGAUGAAUGAACAAAAAUUAUAUGGAUUUUACAGGAGUACAAUAAGUUUUAAAUAGGUUGUUUUUGUUUUUCAUAAGCGAUUUUUGCAUUUUAGUAUAAUCUAAGUUCCAUAUAUGGUGGUUUGGUAUUAUAGUUGUUUAUAUAUGCAUGUGAUGUUUGGAUUGUAUUCAAAAGGAAGCUGCAAAAGGUGUUAAAGUUAAGGUUGAAAGCAGAAGUGGAAGGUAAAAAUUAAGAAUAAAAUGUAAUCUUCAUGUUUAAUCCUACUUUAUUUUUUUAGUAGUUUCUAUUAAUUUAUAUGCUUCAAUUAAACUACAUGAAUCACUUAAGGAGAUCAAUUUGCAAGUUGUUGAAAAGUAGUUGGUCUUCAUUGGUUUAUAGAGGUAUUCUUUUAUAUAUAUAAAAUGGUGAAAUUAUGUUUUGUUUUCUGUAUUUUUUUCCUUGGUAUGACAAAAUCAUUUUGUUAAUAUGUUCUUGAAUGCGCAUUUUAGUUUUAAAUCUUCCUUGUGUUGUUGGAUCAUGUUAUCUCCUCCACCAUGAGAAUGAGUAUACAAGUGUACUUUCAUUCCAACAUCAAUUUGCGUAUCUAAUUCGGCUAAUACAUGAACUGACAAUUUACUUCUGUUUAUAUGUUUUAACCUUAUCUGUAACUUCUGGAAAACUGGAUUUCAUUAUAAAAAAAAUUACCUGAUCAGCCUUGACUGUCUGUGAGAAUGAUGAAAUUAUGAAAACUGACUAAUAUUUUGGCUUUGAAAACUUUGUCUGGAACAAGAGUUCUCAAGUUCUCACAAAUAUUGUAUCAUAAAAGAGUUUUCAUGUUAGAAAUGCUUUAUUCUCUAUGAUUACACUAAGGUAAUGUCAAUGUAGAACUCAACAUGCACAUGCUAUAAAAGGACAUGACUAUAAAUCGUUUACCUCUGAUUAUAAGUAUUUUUUUUUUACUUUACACAGAGCAAUUUUCAAAGAUCAUACUUCCCAAGUAAAGUUAUAACUUUUCAUUUAAUUAACACUUUACUAUAGUUUUUUUAAAUACAUCUUUAAAGUAUUUUCAUAGGUUAUUUGCUCGAUUUCUCCCAUGUUCUUUUGUAACUGCUCAACCUUGUAUGUUUCUCUCAAAUGUAAAUAUGUUGUUGAAAAUGUAAAUAUUUUGUUGUCAAAAUGUUGUAGAAAAGAGUAAUAUGAUGCUAUGAAAAUGCAUUUUUUUCCAUUUGGAAGGUGUUGUUUAUAGGUUGUUUUAUGACAAAAUUGCAAGUUUGGUCCCUGUGGUAUGUCAAAAAUUGGAUGUUUGGUCCAAAAAGUUUUGGGGUUGUACUGGUGGUCCAAAAGCUUUGAUUUGUUGUGGAAUUGGUCCAAAGGCUUAACAGCCGUCUACCCCCUCCGUCUGUGUGAGGGUAUUUUUGUCAAUUCACGCUCAUUCCUUUGAUAUCUUAUUAAAUUAAACCUCAUCAUCCUAAUUAAUUGAUACCUGCCGCCAAAUCCUCUGUGCAUUUCGUCGAUCGACUCUCCUGUCACUUUCAUCUUCAUUCGUUACCCAGAAGCCCUAACCUCCAAGUUGAGUUUUUUUAUUGUGAUCGGUGUUAUUUCAGUGUAUGAACAUACCAAUGUGGAAUAUAAGGCUCUUAGACAAACCGUUCAACGCAAAGGUGGCUUAUGAUGGCAACCCAACAUUAUUUACCAUCAAGCUAUACCAUAGAGGUGAGUUCACCAAGUUUCCUGAUGUUCAAUACAUUGACGGAAGUGUGAACUAUGUUGACAUGGUGGAUAUAGACACGUUUUCAGUUCAUGAGUUGGAUGCUAUCAUGAAAGGGUUCAGGUACGGUGUUCCUCCUGUGAUUUACUAUCACUUCCUUGUGCCUGGUGGAGACUUCCACUUUGGUCUUAAACCCUUAGGCAAUGAUGAUGAUUUACGAACUUUUGCCCAAUAUGUGUGUGAUCACAAAAUCAUGAGGGUAUAUACUGAACAUGGUGAGACAAAGUUACUUACCUACUUUAUGAAUCCUAAACCUGUUAAGAAGGUAACUAUUGUACAAAUGGAUGAAAUAGAUGAAAAUGAUGACAAUGAAAACCACACAGCUGAGGUACAAGAAUUUCCAAGCCCACCUAGAUCAUCCCCUGUUGAGGUUGAGGUACAGCCAUUACAUGUCGAGGUUCAUGAUAGACAAAAAGAGCUUAUUGCCAAUGACUUUAUGGAGGCAGCUACAGAAUUUGAUAUUGGUUUGUAUCAAAAGAUGUUACAAUCAAAUGCAGAUGUUAUGACAUGAUAAAUAAUAAUUACAGUUACAUUGCAUAUUAUUUUAAAUAAUAUGCUUUUAUAAA